Messenger RNA from Labeo rohita (rohu), 3277 nucleotides. It is a transcript of the gene angptl1a, whose product is annotated as angiopoietin-like 1a. The record is from RefSeq and is a predicted model, not a curated record. NCBI's taxonomy places the organism in Eukaryota, Metazoa, Chordata, Actinopteri, Cypriniformes, Cyprinidae. Bases 395 to 1837 code for a protein of 480 amino acids. Gene Ontology annotation, biological process: cell surface receptor protein tyrosine kinase signaling pathway. The transcript has 5 exons.
UCCGAGAGUUUCUCAGUCUCCUCAGCAGCUGAAGGCUUCCAGAGCCAUGCCACUACCCCAGAUCCCGUGAACCCUUGGAGAGGAGCUCGCUAACCGGGCUGAGCAGCGUCCUGGACGCUGGGGAUCUGAAACCACGGGAGCUUUGAGGAGAAGGCCUUGAUAUCUUGGGAUACAAGAGAUGUGUGCAGCUUUAAGGACUUUUAGAGAGCCACUGGGAGAAUAAGGAAUCACGGAAGACACCAAGAACCGGUGAACCACAAGGAUCUCAAUUGGAGAACAAAGGUUAGAAGACAUCUGGGUGAAGCAUUGGAUUUACCACUUUUUGGAGGUCUAGGAACAUAAGGGUAAACUGAAGAAACCAACAAAAGCAGGUGAGGCGUUAACAGAAGCAACCAUGAGAGACAUAACAUGGUGCAUGGGCAUCAUGCUCUGCCUCUCCAUCUGCUUGUUCGGCAAGAGCCACUCAGGAAAUGCACUCACACAAUCUCGACAACGGCGAGCACCAGCCGAUGACUCCAAGAAGUGCUCCUACACUUUCUUGGUGCCCCAGCAGAAGAUCACAGGGCCGAUCUGCGCCUCUGCCACAGGGCCCGAGCCAGACAAAGACCGGGUGACACGUAUAGACAUUGCUGAUGUGCGGGAGGUCCUAUCCAAGCAGCGGCGGGAGAUCGAGAUGCUGCAACUAGUGGCGGAUGUGGAUGGGAACUUGGUAAAUGAGAUGAAGCUUCUGCGCAAGGAGUCUCGUAACAUGAAUUCCCGAGUGACUCAGCUCUACAUGCAGCUGCUUCAUGAAAUUAUCCGCAAGAGGGACAACUCCCUGGAACUGGCCCAACUAGAGAACCGUGUGCUAAACGUGACCACAGAGAUGCUCCGACUGGCCUCCCGUUACAAAGAGCUGGAGCUACGUUUCGCAGGCCUUGCUGCCACAGUUAACAACCAAUCUGUGCUUAUCGCCGCUCUGGAGGAUCGUUGUCUUCGUGGAUAUGGACGUCAAGAUCUGCCGGCAGUUCCGCCGCUGGUGCAGGUGGUGCCGGAGAGCAUUCCAGCAAACAACAAUCGCUUCACCAAUGAGAUUCAGAGGGACAACAACAACAGAGCCUUUCCUAGAGGAUCACGAAUGGAUGCUCCAACGCCCGACCCGCUGGGAAUCCCACCACCUCCACAGGGCACCCUUACUUCAGAUGGCCCAUUCAGAGACUGUUUUCAGGUGCGGCAGGCGGGACACAGCACCAGUGGGAUGUAUCUGUUAAAGGCAGAGGGCAAUGAUAGACUGAUUCAGGCCUGGUGCGAACAUAAAUUAGACAACGGAGGCUGGACCGUAAUUCAGCGAAGGAAAGAUGGAUCUGUUAACUUCUUCAGGAACUGGGAGAACUAUAAGAAAGGCUUUGGGAACAUAGAUGGAGAACACUGGCUGGGCUUGGAGAACAUCUAUAAUCUAGCCAAGCAGGGGGACUACAAACUGCUGGUGGAGCUGGAGGACUGGGUUGGAAAGAAGGUGUACGCAGAGUACAGUAGCUUCCAUCUGGAGUCUGAGAGUGAGGCCUUCAGGCUAAGACUGGGCACCUACCAGGGCAAUGCCGGAGACUCCCUUACGAGCCACAAUGGAAAACCCUUCACAACGCUUGACCGGGAUAAAGACGCCUUUACAGGCAACUGUGCUCAUUUCCACAAAGGCGGCUGGUGGUACAACGCGUGUGGUCAAACGAAUCUGAACGGCGUGUGGUACUCUGGCGGCGUGUAUCGCAGCAAGUUCCAGGAUGGGAUCUUCUGGGCGGAGUAUGGAGGCGGGUUCUACUCGCUCAAAUCAGUCCGUAUGAUGAUCCGGCCAAUAGACUGAGGUUUUUUUCCCAGGACCACACCUUCUUACCAACCCUGAUUGAGUCUAAAUUGCUUGAAUGCACUCAUAAUUCACUUCAGCACUUAUUUAUAAUCACACAUUCAUGUUUAUGAGGACUGACAAGUAUAACACAUUAUAGUCGUCACUGGUACAACACCGACAAAAAACAUGAAAAGGAAGAGUGGAAGGACAUGCGUUUCUCCAGACUUUCUUUGGUCCAUCCAAAUGCGGAGAAGAUGACCUAGUAAGAACUAAAAGCUGAAGUUGGACAUGGACUGCUCUUCCCCAUCUCCUACAUUUUUUCUUUAUUGUCGUUCUUACAUUCUUCUCCAUUGUUGUCCGUUCCUUCUGACUCUUCUUCAUUGCCUGGACUGAUGACAUCAUAGGUUUUUAAAUCAAAGAUCUUCUCAACUAUCCAGAUUUCAGCCUCUGGCUUGUGUGUCUGUAACAAUAAGGACUGGCACUGGGCUGAACUGUUCGCCAGGCCCCGUUUUAAUUCGGGGUAAUGUUGGUCUGUAAAUAUACUUCAUGUUUUAUAUUUGUUUGUUUUGUAAGAGUUAAUUUAAGGACUCACCUCCAGACCACAGUAUUCAUUUGUUAUUUAUGUAUCAGUGAUCUGUAUUUAUAACAGCUAUACUCCUCCAAUCAUCUACUCAUCCCCGAUUAUGAUGUACCAUUGUGCUUUUGACAAACUUUUGUAUACUUUUUGUAUACCAACAGAGAGAAUAUUACAUUCGACACCAGGGUUAUAAUAACCGUGGAAAUUGAAAGGGACACAUCCCCCGACAUCUAUCUUAGAAGUCAAUAAGUAUGCAUUUUUCAUAACUAAAUCUUAAACUCAGUGUUAUUUUUUUAAUAAUAUGACAUUUUCAAUUGAAACAAGACAUUUAGACAAAAAUGCAGGGCUGAACUAGAUUUCAUUUACUGGGAGUUGAGCAGAUUGUAGAAAGUGGAUGUUAAAGGGUAAGUUCACACAAAAAUGAAUAUUUGCCCAUUAUUUACGCACCCUCCAGGCCUCCUAGGUGUAUAUGACUUCCUUCUUUCAGAUGAAUGCUAUCGGAGUUAUAUUAAAAAUUAUACUGGUACUUCCAAGCUUUAUCAUGGCAAUAGGUGGGUGUUUCUUUUCAUCAGUCCAAAACAAGUCCAAUAAAGUGCAUCCAUCGAUAAUAAAAAGUGCCUCACAUGGCUCCGUGGGGUAAAUAAAGGCCUCCUGUAGUGCAUUUUUGUAAGAAAAAUAUUGAUAUUUAAAAACAUAAUAAUCACUUUAAUCUAGCUUGCGCCAACUGGUUUUACACAGAAGCCAUUCCGGGCAGAUGACAUAUGACGUCAGCAUUGCAUGUGGACCGUUCAGAAGUGGUGAACGUGAACGCUACGUGGAGAGAAAACAACAAAACAAAGGUCACGAAUUAGCAGUACAAAACGAGGAUUUGUAAAGAAAAA